ACCAGACACGCAUUAGACUGGAGGCAGUUAACUGAGGUUAGAGCUUCUAUCUCGUCAUGUGGAUUGCUUGACAUUGACGCGACUGCAGUUACCGAGUUUCUUCUUGUUCAUACUAGGUCUCUUCAUGUGGCUUAAUUUCAUGAUGAUCAAUGACGCAUAUAUCUAUUGGCCUGUCAUCUUGAUAGGUGUGACGGUGAUAGUUCUUUUCUUACCUGUGCGCACUUUAUACCACCACAGUCGAAAGUGGUGGGCAUAUUCCAAUUGGCGACUUCUGUUGGCUGGUCUAUACCCUGUCGAGUUUCGUGACUUCUUUCUCGGUGAUAUGUACUGUUCUCAGACGUACGCCAUGGGCAAUAUUGAAUUGUUCUUCUGCCUCUAUGCGAAACAUUGGAGUGACCCUCAGCAGUGUAACUCCUCUCACUCCCGGCUGUUGGGGUUCUUCACGUGCCUUCCAGGAAUUUGGAGAGCUCUCCAGUGCUUACGUCGAUAUGCCGACACGAGGAACGCCUUCCCUCACUUACUCAACUUCGGAAAAUACAUGUUCACUGUCCUCUACUAUUGUACCCUGAGUCUCUACCGUAUCGACAAGGUCUCGAGCUUUGAAGCUCCGUUCAUCACGUUUGCGUUGCUGAAUGCUGUCUACUGCUCCGUCUGGGAUCUCGCCAUGGAUUGGAGUCUCGGAAACCCUCACGCGAAGAACCCAAUGCUUCGUGAGGUGCUCGCUUUCCGGAAGCCGUGGGUGUACUAUGUUGGGAUGGUCAUCGAUGUUGUUGUCCGCUUCAACUGGAUCUUCUAUGCAAUUUUCCGCAAGGACAUACAGCAUUCGGCUGUCCUCAGCUUCGCUGUUGCACUUUCAGAGGUGGGCCGCCGGGGGGUGUGGACGAUCUUCCGUGUGGAGAACGAGCACUGCACCAACGUUCUUCUCUUCCGAGCAUCCAGAGAUGUUCCGCUACCAUACGAAGUUCCCAAACCACAGGCUCCGUCAGCUCAGCCAGAGGAGGCUAUGCAGCUUCAAGACCACCAACCUCUGGCGCCCAUCCCUACCAUUGGCGACACCGAGCAAGGAACCCCACCCACUCCAGGCUUGUCUGUCCGGAGCCCACGUGGUCUUGCUCGGGUUGGUACCUUGUUGGCAGCGGCCCAUGCACAAGACUUCCAGCGUAAGAGGCGUCCUGGUGAGUUGCAUAGCACUUCGAUCACCCGGGAGGGCCUGGAUACGCCGGAUGAUAGUACAGAUGAGGAAGAAGGCUCGCGACCGUCGUCCGAGGGUGGCAAUGUGAUAGUGGAGGAGUAUCGUGACGACGACGACCGGGAGUAACAGCCUCUGAGCUGGUUGGGGCCGCGCAUCCAAAUCCUAGCGAAAGGAUAUCUGCAUUCAUGGCAUAUAUUAGAGGAUAGAAUUUAUACAUAAUAUCGCAUAUAAUAGAUGAGCAUAUUUUAUGAUGCUGCGAAUUCGCCGCAUAAGAAGCCUUGUGUCCCUGUGCCUGAGACUGCA
Molecule: messenger RNA, 1495 nt
Organism: Aspergillus uvarum CBS 121591
Lineage: Eukaryota; Fungi; Ascomycota; Eurotiomycetes; Eurotiales; Aspergillaceae
Product: EXS domain-containing protein
Exons: 3
Coding region: 125-1318 (397 amino acids)
Biological process (GO): cellular response to phosphate starvation; phosphate ion transport
Cellular component (GO): plasma membrane; cytoplasm; Golgi apparatus
Molecular function (GO): inositol hexakisphosphate binding
Source: RefSeq, a predicted model, not a curated record